GCCGGAAAAGGCAGAGCUGAGGAGAAGGAGGCGUUGCCCUCCAGCAACACAUCAGCUGCAAAUUUAUGCACAGCAGUGAAAUCUGUGCUGCUGCUGCUGAGAGGAAGAAGAAGAAGAAGAAGCAGAAGCAGAAGCAGCAAACGGAGGCUGCAGCGGGCAUCACGGCAACAAAAAGCCCGGCAGGCCGCUGAGUCUCUCGGUGUGGUUCUGCAGCGGGCCGCCGGUGCAGCAGGAGGCGGAGAAAGACGCACCGCUGACGCUACCAUGGAGACGGAUGGAGAGCAGAACCAGCAGGGGGCCUCGACCAAUGGGAACGCUGCGUCUGGGACGAGCUCCCGCCCCUCUCCAAUGAACUCCAUGUCUCUGUAUGAAAGGCAGGCGGUGCAGGCCCUGCAGGCGCUCCAGAGGCAGCCGAAUGCGGCUCAGUACUUCCAGCAGCUGAUGCUGCAGCAGCAGAUCAACAACGCCCAGCUUCAGAACCUGGCCGCUGUGCAACAGGUGAAGGCGACUCUGGCCGCCAGCCGUCAGUCGAGUCCCUCCAGCAGCAGCUCUUCUCAGACCACCAGCACCACAGCUGCCAUCGUAACGUCUGGAUCAGGAUCUACGACCAGCAGCCGUCCCAUGGGAGCCUCGGCGACAUCCACAAUCAGCCAAUCGGUGCUGCUGAGCGGGACGGCAGGUGGGCAGGGACAGAUGUACCUGAGGGUCAACCGCUCCCUGAGAGCCCCCAUCUCCUCGCAGCUCAUCUUCAUGCCCGGCAGCACGGCAACCGCUGCUGUGGCAACCGUCACCCAGCAACCGCAGGCUCAGCAGCAGCAACAGGAAGUGACUCCAGCUUCCUCCUCCGGCAGCCAAUCGGAUAACGAUCAGGCGCAGAAUCUGGCCAUGCGCGGUGUGUCCAGUCCCAAAGGAGUGGGUGUAAAGACUGAAGCCCCAGAGAGGAGUGACUCAGCUGCCUACUCUUUGGUCCAGCCAAACCAUCAGUCCCCCACUAAACCCAGCCAGCCUCAGCCCCAGCCACCACACAUCAAAAUCCCCACCUACCCCCAGCCUGCCAACCUCAAAACCCACUCCUCCUCUUCCUCUGGUGCCUCAUCUUCCUCCUCGUCCUCCACCUCCUCCAUCCCUCUGUCCCAGCUCCUGCUUCAUGGGACCCGAACCCUGACCACAGGAACCACAGCUCCCACAGCAGCACACACACUGGUCCUAACGUCCAACGCGGCGUCCCAGCCCCACGGUUACCCCGUCGGCACGGCGACCAUUAAACCGGCGGUCAACGCUCAGACUCUGGUGGUGCAGCCUCUGCAGAAAACCUCGCUGGGCUCUGAGAAAUCGGGCCACGGAAAUGGACCCAUCCCCAUCCAACCUAAAACCUUGCAGGGGCUCCGCCUGCCCCUCCAGCUGCCUUCUAGGAACCCUCCUCCCAUCCUGCCCGCCCCCCCACCGGCCAGCAGCUCCGCUCAGCCUCCCCAGACGCCACACAUCCCGGUGCAGAUAGUGGGGGCCCGGCAGAGCACGCUGGGGAGCGCCCAGGCCCUCGCCCUCGCCCGGGGCAGCUGCAGCCAGGACGGAGCCGCCGUCCUCAGCAGCUCGUCCAGCCUGCUCACCAUGGUGGCGUCCAUCGCCUCCAGGGAGGGCGGGGUGGUGGGCCGGGGGGUGGGGCUAAAGACUCUUCAGUCGCCCCAGGAGGCUCCCCCAUUGGCUCAGGUGUCACAUGUGCAUCCGCAGGCCAAUCAGAGCUCCGGACAGAGUCACAAUGGAACCGUCUCUUCAAGCCCCGCCUCCUCCCAGUCCUCUACCGUUACGUCUCCGCCCCCCUCGCUGUCCCGCUCCUCGCUGUCGCUCCCCUUGGUGGCUGAAGAUCAGAGAGCAGCAUCAGCUGGUGUGACCACCAACGGAGACUCAUCAGGAGCUCAGACACCGCAGGGUAAGCAGAUGAGCAGUUCUCUUAAAAGAAAAUCAGACUCCAGCUCAGCCAAUGAUGAGGACGGUCCCUCUCCUCCACGGCUCCAACCCGUCAGAGAACACACCUCAGCACUCCCAGCCAGUCCCGUCGACCCAGGCUCCACUGCUCCUCCUCCAGCCGCCUCCUCUCUCUCCCCGGUGCUGUCGGUGUCCCGUGGGGCCUGUGGUCAGGGCGAAAGAGCUCCUCCUCCUCAGGCUGUGGUCAAACCGCAGGUUCUUACACACCUCAUAGAGGGCUUUGUCAUCCAGGAAGGGGCGGAGCCUUUCCCUGUGUGUGGUUCGGUGAAGGAUUCCACCGGCGAGGAUUUGACUAACGACAGUCCGGACACGAAUCAAUCGGAGAUGGUUACCACGGCAACAGUGCUGAAGUGUGAGUACUGUAAAAACUUUGCUCCUGCCAGCCAGUUCAGAGGCACCAAAAGGUUCUGCUCCAUGUCUUGUGCCAAGAGUAUGUAUUGGUUCCCCAGGUACAACGUCAGCUUCAGGCAGCCCUUCAGCGUGCGGCAGCGACAAGCCCAAAGCCGCGGUCCGGAUCAGGAUCAGAACCAGGGUCACCUCUCCAACUCGGACGAGGAGGGAGGCAUCGCCAGGAGGAGGGUUCCCCGCCGGACCAGCUCAGAGAUAGCCAGCGCCAAGAUAGCAGGAAGACCCAUACCAGUCAAGUGCCGUUCAGAGUCCAGCCAUUCAGACGAGGAGUCCAGUGGGGAGGAGGACGAAGACGACCCCAUGUCCCUCUCGCCUGCAUCCUCGGCUUCCUGCCACCAGCAUCCUCCUCCUCUCCCAACGGAGAGCUCGGCGCCCAGCUGCCUGAACACUAGUCCGGCCCAGUGGAGCGUGGAGGACGUGUCGCAGUUCAUUUCCUCACUACAAGGCUGUGAGGAACUCGCCUCCCAGUUCCUGUCGCAGGAGAUCGACGGUCAGGCUCUGCUGCUGCUGAAGGAGGAGCAUCUCAUGUCCACCAUGAACAUCAAGCUGGGUCCUGCUCUCAAGAUCUGCGCUCACAUCAACAACCUGAGAGACUGAUGUCAGCGUUUCAGUAAAACUAGCCCUGGGCAUUUCCCCCAGACUCCUGUUCUGCACCCAGAUCAGACCUGGACCUGGUUCCAGAGCAGGCGAAUGUAAGAGGCACAGUUCAAUGUGAGCCAGGACUGUGGCUGCAGAGUCCGCUGUUGCUUUGUUCAGUUCUGAACACGUUCUCAAAAGUCACAAUUUGCACAGGUAUGUUGUCGAUUCCUUGCAAAGCUGUCAUGUCCGCAAAUGGCCAGCUGCAUUUUGUUGAAGGCGUCUUUCCUCUAAAACUGCUUCUUCUCCCCAAAAUCAGUACCUGCAGUCAUAAAAAGUCUCUAAAAAUGCAUAAAUGAAGGUUUUGAAUGUAUUUUAAAUGCAGAAAUCACUUGUAUUGUGUAAUGAGCAAAUGAGGACCAAGUUAAACCUACAGAACCUGCACAGGAUUCACACAUUUCAUCAGUUAUCUACAAACAGAGCUGCUCCUUCCACGGACUCAUACUGUGACCCACAAUAAUGUCAUUUUUAAAUUCACCCAACAAGGAAAACCUGAAGAAGACACUACAUUUUUUAUUAUUUGAUGAGAACCUCUAUUGGUUCUCACCUAGUUCAGCACUGAAGUCUUUUUCUUAAAUGUGUUUUUGAUGAAAGCUCCAGUCAGCACUGAAUCCAAAAAACUAAAACUCAUGCAAACACGUGGAUUCAGUUAAAAUCAGUAGGGCUGGCCCGAAUAGUGGUUUCUGGCCUCCGAAUAUUUGGGUCCUAUUAAAGACGAAUAUCCGAAUAUUCGUUCCGCCCUGUAACGUCCGACCGAGGGGGGGGGGUAUUCGGAUCCGUUCGUCUGGUCUCCCAGGUCGAAAUUUUGCCUUUGUUUCGUCUUCAGUUAAACUGAAGAAUUCCCAAACAGCGGAGGUCUUCAGCAUCUUGUCUUGUGUUUAUGCAACAAAGUGAAGCGUGACGUCAGAGUCAGCAGCAACCUGGCCAUUCGGGUGGUGGUAAGAAACACGAAUGGAGGAGCAGAGAUGAGCCGAACACGACGGGAUGAGCCCAUGUGGGCCGAAGGCGAAGGGAAGACGGUAACGCCGGAUAUUCUUUCCACCCGGUAACGUCCGAUUGGGGGGGGUAUUCGGAUACCAAAAUUAAUAUCCGGAUACCGCCGUAGCGAACAAAUAUUCGGAUAAUCGGGAUAUUCGGGUCCAGCCCUAAAAAUCACCUACAAAUCGUGUCAAUUUCAAAGAUUUUUUUUCUUACCAAAAAGUAUUUUGUCAGAAAAACGCUCAUGAUGCUGUGGAUCUUUAAUGUCAUGUGUGUAAAAACGAGUACUUUCAUGUUAUAUAGUAAGAAUAGGCGGCACUGUGGAUACAUGGUGGCACUUUUAUUUUGAAAGUGGUUCUAUUCUACAACUUACAGGGUACAGUGAGAGUACAGGGUACUGGCUGUGAUAGAUGCCAGAGUCCAAAUGAAGCCCCAGUCCCUCAAGGUUCAGAGAGCAUUUCACGUUUUAAGUAGGGCAAAAAACAAACAUAUUACUUUACCCUCUUUUUCUACACGGAGCACAUCAGCGGCCGACACGGCUGCAGAAUGCUUUUCCAAAAAAAAACUGUUUUACAUCCACAGUUUUACAUUCAGUCUUUUUAAGCUUUUUACCAGAGGACUUACUGGAGACUCUGAUUAUUUAUUCGUCAGCCAUUUUUAGGAUUGUUGUUUUAUUCAGACGGUACGACCAGCUGCUCCCGCUCUGUGCGACUCUACGUCAUGGGACAUUUAACAGAAACGCUGAAGGAUUAUAAGCUGUUGAUUUGACUUUUAAGCUGCGUUCACAAACAAAACGAGAAAGUCCGUACAGAAAACGAGGCCGAUUGCCACACGUGGACCUAAAAAACAACGACACCAUGCCUGAAGGAAUGACUGUGUGAAUGAAAACUGUUAACUAUACUGUAAUAAGUGUAAAAUCUGCCUUUAUAUUUAAAUGCACAUUUGUUUGCUGGACUGCCUUGUUUAAGCUUUUUACUGUAGGAGUUUUCUCAUGUUCUCUCUCUGUGAACCUCGUGGCCUUUCUCACUAGUCUCUACAGUAGGUUUAGAUGAGGAUUGUCUGUUUUUUAACUGCUUUUCAUAUCAUUCCUUGUUUUAUAUUAGUGCUUACUUUUUUACGAUUUGUUAUUUCGAGCAAUGACAUCCGUUGCCUUUCCCAAAAAGCGUGACUGAGUAGUAGCUACCUUGAUCAAGGAAACUUGCCGUCUUCCUCAUAGCUUUGUCACAUAGCGUGUAACUACCAACAGUAUUUACCUUUCUAGCUAGCUAUCUUUGGCUUUAUUGUUAUUAGUGACUGUGGCUAUUACAGUAUUUUCUUUAAAGAAGAAUAUUAAUCUUUGAUAGCUGUGUGUUUAUGUUUCAGUCUCCCCACGAUUUUGGAGUCUUUAAAUCAGCAGGUCCCUCCGCAUAUUGUGAAGACCAAAAAAAAAAAAAGACAAAAAAAGCAGGAUUUGAACCUCAUUACUGCUGUGAUUGCCUGCAUAACAUUCGUUAAUAAGCAGACCUUUGCAACUUUGUUCAUUUGAUCUUCACUCUCCCAAAAAGUAGCACUUUUCUCACAGAAAAACAGUAGAUUCUGCAAAAAUUGUUUUUUUUUAUAUAUAUAUAAAGAAGCUACUUUGGAAUCAAAUGUGUUUGCUUGCAAUAAUCAGAAAAACUGCAAAAUCUUGGAGGAGCUGAGUUUGAGAAGGAGAGGUUAAUACUAUCAUGCAAAUAAAUAAUCAAUGAACUGUUUUAAAA
Messenger RNA from Acanthochromis polyacanthus (spiny chromis), 5744 nucleotides. Its product is annotated as polyhomeotic-like protein 1. Gene Ontology annotation, cellular component: nucleus; PRC1 complex. The record is from RefSeq and is a predicted model, not a curated record. The coding region runs from base 265 to 2988 and encodes 907 amino acids. Lineage: Eukaryota; Metazoa; Chordata; Actinopteri; Pomacentridae. The transcript has 15 exons. Gene Ontology annotation, molecular function: zinc ion binding; protein binding.